GAGCCAUCAAGUCGAUUCAUCACGAAAGCGUUGGACACGGCGAGGGAAAACCAAGAGGGACGAGAGCAAGCGUCCUCGCCCGAACGACUUCCCAGUAUCUAUCACCAUUUCCCACGCUCUGUUCUGUCCCGUAAGUGCCGGUUGACCACCAAGGUUUGGUCUGAGGCGGGGUACUAGUUACGACCCACUCUCCCUCGGAAUACGACCUCGCGAGUCGCAAGGGAAAGGCAUGUCCGCCACCUCGCCGGCGGCUAUCUCAGCAUCGCGACCACUCCCAGUCAUAGUCGACAGCAACAGCCUCAUAACGAGCGUGACUGUGCGACAGGUUAUAGAGCCAAGUGGGGGGACCGACGAACAGGUUAUUCUCGUCAACAUCCCAGUGGUCCUGCCGUCCGAGGCGAAAAGCACGCUCGCGGCCCUAAAGCGCAUCCGUGAACAGGCAAAAGGCAGUCCACCGUCUGUUUACGUGGUUCCCAGCUUCUGGCUGACCCUGGACGACGCCCUACUGCAACUCCAAGAAAAUCUUCUAUCCAUCAUCGUCCACGUUCCUCACCUCCUUAUACUUCCUUCAUACCCCGCCGCCUCACAUACGCUUGCUGCCCGACUCAGACAAGCCUCGUUGACGUGCUCUGCUCUAUUGGAAGGCAUUCUCGCUAACCAGAAUGAAACGACAGUAGAACCUUCGUCAUCCCAAACAUUACUUCAAGCAGUCGAGCGAGCGUCUUCAACGAUUGUGUCGCAAAUCGAGCGUUUGAUCGAAUCGACCGCCGGCGGUACCAGCUGGCAGGACGCAAAGCAAGGGUAUGCCAAUGUACUGGCCAGUGCGGGACACUUGGUCGAUGCGUUGGAGAGCUUUCUGAACUUCAAAAAUGGCACGAUUCCACAGCCACCGGAGAAGGAUCCUUCUGCUCGCUUGAGCAACUCGUCAUACCUAUCACCGCCUGAUUCGCCCCGCAAUUCUGUCUCGCAGGAGGAUCAAUUCGACGAAGAUGCUGAUCUCACGAAAAAUAAAGAUGCUUCCGAUGCCCCCGCAAAGUCAAAAUCCUUUGGGGCCAAAUUUAUACGUCGCAUCUCUCACUUAACCAAGGGAUCGCAUUCGUCCCAAGGCGAUGAUGCCGAGGAGGGCCGUUCCAGUCCUUCCUUCCACACGUCUUACGUAUACCCGAGUACAGACGAUGUCAUGUUGGGCCCUGCAGCGGAUGUCCCACAGCCUUUCCGCACCUCCACUCUAAUCGACACAUUACAACGACGGCACAGAAGUGUGGAGACCCCGCGGCGCCAAACUAACGCUGCAUAUGGGCCCGGCUUCGAAGGGUCUGUCCUUUCCAGCGUGGACGUCCCACGAUCGCGCUCGUUCGAUCAUGGUCUGGGAUCCGUUCUCACACCUUUGGUGGAACGGUCUACUACGGGUACUCGCGAGAGGUCAAUGUCGAGGUCCGAUCCCCCAAAGUUGCCGGAAAUAUCGCUUGGCUGGUUGGAUACAACCGAUCUUCUUGGAGAUACGUUCGCUGUAUUGAAGACGAACGAAAACCUGGAAAUAGAUCCACCGCCACUGCCACCAAAGGAUUCGCAGGCAGGGCAACCGCCGGAGCCUGGAUUUUCAGUUCCAUCGAUCAAGCCUUCCAACUCGAAAGUGCCAUCCUCGCAACCCGUGCGGUCCCGCCAUACCCGUCAUGGAUCCGGGUCGUCCAUGUCCUCUGCCCGGCGAUUAAGGUCAGACACGUGGGUAACGAGGUUACCGUCGGAUCCGGAACAACCGUACAAGAGGAAGGAGGGGGAUCGGUGGUCCAGAAUGAUGGAAAAUCUUGCCUUGACGGAUCUGAAAGACUGGGAGGGCGCCGUUGCCGAGGAGAGUGACCCGUUAGGUGGAGAAGCCAAUGCGACGGAGCAACUCUUGUCCCGCUCGGAGAGUCAGACCGAGACUCGGGCGGACGGACUCCUCGACAAUGCAUUCCAGACGAUGAAGACCCUGCGAUAUAGGGCUGUUCAACGCAUUCCCACGUUUGACAGCACGGGCACGCAGAUUGGGGUACUCGACCAAGGACGCUUCUCGUCUGCGCCGGUGACCGAUGAGGAGGUCGACAAGGGCACACAGGAGUUCAUUCUUGUGCGUGGGAAUCGGCUGCUGUUGUGCGAGGAAGGUAGCGAUGUCCUGGUAAUGGACAUGGUCAACGGAAAGCUCGAGAUCGCAGCAGGCACACUGGAAAAGCUCGUUGCGCGAUUAGCCGAGGAGAACUCGCAAGACUUGGAGUUCGUCGACAUGUUCCUCGAGAAUCACCCGUUUUACAUACCAUCUCGGGACUUGCUGGUCAAUCUGAUCGCCCGCUUCUACUUCGAGGCGCCUCCAGGCGCGACUGAGCUCGAGAUCGACUACUGCGCGACAUGGAGACGACCUAUCAGGGUUAAAGUGCUUUCUGUGCUGUCGAGAUGGGUACGACUGCGGUUUGAGGAUUUCGAAGAAGAUGUGUCGCUUCGAGAAACUUUGGAAGAUUUCCUCAGCGCAGUCGAGAGCGAGGAGGGGUUCAUUGGCGAGGUUCGCAGGAUUCGCAGGGUGGCUACGGCCCAGGCCAUGUCGUUGUCAACGAGACUGAAUCAAGCGCCCCGCGGAAUCAUCAUGUUGGCAAACAAUCAACUCCCAUCCCUUUCGGCGAGCCCGUUCCCCACGUCGCUGCAGCAGAUGCUACCAGAAACAUCGCCGCUUUUGAAUUUCGAGGCGGCACAGCUUGCCAAGUACCUCACCAUGGCGGAUGUCCGUGCAUUCCGAAGCAUCACGAUCGCAGAUUAUGUUGCCAAAUUGCAUUUGGGAAGGGACGUAGCGGAUGGAAAGGGAGAGGACAGAGGGCGAAGGAUCGACUGGUUCGCCAAACGGUCUGAUAUGAUCAGGAAUUGGAUUUGCUUAGAGCUCUGCACAUUGGCACCGAAGAAGCUGCGACGCAAGUUGCUGGAGAAGCUCAUCACCGUUGCCCUGUACUGCCGAUCCCAUCGGAACUUCCACACCCCCUUGUUCAUUCUCCUCGCGUUGCAAUCACCUGCCGUGCAAAGAUUGAAACACACUUGGGACGCUAUACCGAAAGACCUCAUGGAUAAAUUGAAGACUCUGGAAAAGUUGCUGGACGUUAGCGGAAACAUGCGGGAGCUGCGUAAAGCUAUUGACGAAAACGGGGUUGUUGGAGAUGGACCGGACGGAACGGGCGUCGUUCCGUUCUUCCCUGUUGUCAUGAAGGACGUCACUUUCAUUGUCGAGGGAAAUCCACAAUAUGUCGAACGUAUCCUCGUCGGUUCCGCGGAUAUGGACCCCUCGAACCAGAUUGCGCCCAUGAAAGCCGCACCGGAGCACAACGGCAUCGAAACACCCGCAGGAAAUCCGUCGCGCGGUGACGAUGAGGAUAUACCAGACCAAGCCCCGCUGAUCAACUUUGACAAGUACCGCACUCUUUGUCAAGUUCUCGCCAAGUACAUGAAGUACGUCGAGUCGUAUACGUGGGAAGCGCCCCUGGUCGCACCAUCAAUCACAGCGAUGGUAUACGGGUCUCCGCCCCUGACGCCUUCGGUUCCGCCGCCGGUGUCCGCACUAUCCGACGCCGUCUACAUGUCAUCGGCACCGUCCACCAUUCAACUGCCCGCUGGCGCUAUAUCGUCCAACCCAACGUCGGUAAACGCGCCUGCCGUCAUCUCACCGCCAAGUUACUCCUCCGCAACCCUUUCUUCGCUCGUCCCCAUCCAACCUCAUCAGCACCAACAACUCUCACCAACCCUCAUCUCCCCAACAGCAAUGUCCCCACUCUCCGCAACCGCCACCUCCCCGCAAUCCUCGCUAACAGCCCUCGUCAACUCCGGCUCCCACCCACCUCCGUUACCUCACCCCCUCGCACCCUCCGUUCUCGACGCCCCAUUCCCGGCCCUGCCUGUAUUGCCUGUACAGGCGUCCAUGCACAGUCAGCCGGCUGCAGCUACACCGGCCGUUGACCCCGAUAUGGACCGAAUCGCCCAGAUCAUUGAGCCACGUUUGCUGGCGGCGGCGGAUGAUGUGCAUCGGUAUGGGGAGGGGUGGUGGAUGAAGAAGGCUUCGGAGUUUGCGUUGAGGUGUUCGGGGGAGGACCAUGAUUGAGUGAACAGCUGUCAACGAGGUCUAAAUUUUUCGUCAUGCGUACCAUUUGAUAGAACCCAUCUAUAUCUAGGCUAGAACCCGCAGGUCAGAUAACUGCGUAGACAUCUCCGCGCAACGUCUUUCUUUUUGCACUGUACAUAGAAGUUUUGUUUGCGAAUGUAUAUAAACACCAGGACUUUGCGUGAAUGCCAGUCGCCGAUUUCGCAAUCUGCGUGUACAACCGGCACAAUAACUUCAUCGGCAGGGGCGCGAUUUAUGCAAUAUGAAUC
Messenger RNA from Fimicolochytrium jonesii, 4377 nucleotides. Its product is annotated as ras guanine nucleotide exchange factor domain-containing protein. Gene Ontology annotation, cellular component: plasma membrane. Bases 230 to 4108 code for a protein of 1292 amino acids. Lineage: Eukaryota; Fungi; Chytridiomycota; Chytridiomycetes; Spizellomycetales; Powellomycetaceae. Gene Ontology annotation, molecular function: guanyl-nucleotide exchange factor activity. The record is from RefSeq and is a predicted model, not a curated record. Gene Ontology annotation, biological process: positive regulation of GTPase activity; Ras protein signal transduction. The transcript has 3 exons.